This is a messenger RNA of Doryrhamphus excisus (bluestripe pipefish), 4630 nucleotides long. It is a transcript of the gene ubtf, whose product is annotated as upstream binding transcription factor. NCBI's taxonomy places the organism in Eukaryota, Metazoa, Chordata, Actinopteri, Syngnathiformes, Syngnathidae. The record is from RefSeq and is a predicted model, not a curated record.
ACGAGCAUUCCUACGUGCAACGGCACAGAGACUCAUUCAGUCACAUAGUAUAAUCAACUUUAGUAGACAAGUGACAUUAAAGUUAACUUUUAAAAUUUUAUCAACGCCAACAUAUGUCCGUACAAGCAUAUAGCUUUCCAAAUUUGUGGUUCGUCAAGCGGUGCGAUCGGUGUUAACUCGAGGCGUUCGGGUCAGACGCAGUUGCCCGAUCAAAGUGUGCCAACAUCGGCGGAGGAUCGGCCACUGUCGCCCCUCCAGAUGUAAACGCGAUGGCUCCGCUUGGGAAACAACGGCGGUCGUCGAACGCUCGGACAACAUGGAGGACGUCUCGGCGUAGCGAAAUGGUUGGGUGGGGAGUAGGAAGCUGCUACGCGUUGACUGGAGGGAGACGGCGAGUGAGAUGGAGGCGGGGGAAGAAUCAUCUCUGCGGGGACUGGAGCCGAGGACCGACGGCGCAGUACUGGCGAUCGUUCAACCCUCCCCUUCUUCCUCCACAACGACGCCGAAGCUCACGCCGUGCAGCAAGACCCGGACUACCGACCACCGAGCUCGAAGAACCCGCCUUCUAGACCUCGCUUGUGCUCUUUUUGGGAGCCCUCGUGGUUGAGUUCUCUGCCCGUCAUUUCGUCGCCGAGCAGUGCGCCAUUGGACCUUGUCACGAUUCAAAAAGGUAUCGCCCACAAAUGAAUGGAGACAUGGAGACAACAUGCGACAUAGCCUGGGCACAGGAUGACCUCCUCCAGCUGCUGGAAGCCAUGAAGGUGGCCCUGCCCCAAAAAGACCUGACCAAAUACAAGACGUCAGAGUCCCACCUGGACUGGCAGAAGGUGGCCUUCAAUUCCUACACUGCCGAGAUGUGCAAGCAGAAGUGGCAGGAGGUUUCUAAAGAGAUCCGUAAAUUCAGAACCUUAACGGAGCUCAUAUUUGAUGCUCAGGACUACAUCAAGAACCCAUAUAAAGGCAAGAAAAUAAAGAAACAUCCGGAUUUCCCCAAGAAGCCCCUGACGCCAUACUUCCGCUUCUUCAUGGAGAAGCGGGCCAAGUAUGCAAAGUUGCACCCGGAGAUGAGCAACUUGGAUCUGACCAAGAUCCUGUCCAAGAAGUACAGAGAGCUGCCCGACAAAAAAAAGAAAAAAUAUGUGGACGACUUCCUGCGGGAUAAAGAGACAUUUAUGCACAGCAUGAUGAGGUUCAGGGAAGAACACCCCGACCUUGUGGAGAGCAUGACCAAGAAAAGCUCAAAUGUCCCCGAGAAGCCAAAAACGCCCCAACAGCUGUGGUACACCCACGAGAAGAAGGCUUUCCUCAAAGGCCACCCGGAUGCCACCACCAAAGACAUCAAGGACUGCCUGGGCAAACAGUGGACGCAGCUGUCGGACAAAAAGAGACUCAAGUGGAUCGCCAAGUCGUUGGAGCAGCAGAAACUGUAUGAGGGGACAAUGCGAGAAUACAUCCAACAGCACCCGGAAUUGAACCUGACCCAGGGGGAUAUCGUCAAGUCCACACUGACCAAAGCCGAGAGGCACCUGAAGGACAAAUCUGAUGGGCGGCCUGACAAACCUCCACCGAACGGCUACUCCAUGUUCUGCGCCGAGCUGAUGUCCAGCAUGAAAGACGUGCCCAGCACGGAGCGCAUGGUGAUGUGCAGCCAGCGGUGGAAGCUGCUCAAGCAGAACGAGAAGGACGCCUACCAGAAGCGCUGUGAACAGAGGAAGAAGGAGUAUGAAAUAGAGAUGAACAGAUUCCUCAGCAGUUUGUCUGAGGAGGAGCAGCAGCGGGUCCUCGGCGAGGACAAGGUCGGCUUCAAGAGAGGCAGCGUGGCCAACAGCCCCGCGUCCAAAAAGAAGAACUCUAAAGCCAAGGUCACCCCAGAAAAACCCAAGAGGCCCAUCUCCGCCAUGUUCAUCUUUUCGGAGGAGAAGCGCCCCAAACUGCACCAGGAGCGCCCAGAUCUCUCCGACAGCGAGCUCACCAGGCUCCUGGCGCGCAUGUGGAACGAGCUGCCGGACAAGAAGAAGGAGAAGUACAAACGACUGGAGGCCGUCCUGAAGGCGGAGUCUGAGAAGAAGGAGGAUCGCAGUCUGCCGGACCCGCCCAAGACGGCGCAGGACAUCUGGCAGCAGAGCGUCAUCGGAGACUACCUGGCGAGAUUUAAGAACGACCGUCCAAAGGCCCAGAAAGCUAUGGAAGCCACUUGGAGCACCAUGGAGAAGAAGGAGAAGAUCAUGUGGAUAAAAAAAGCAGCAGAGGACCAGAAACGAUACGAGCGAGACCUGUGUGAGAUGCGCUCGCCCGUCGCCACCGCCGUGGCCUCGGGGAAGAAGAUGAAGUUUGAGGGCGAACCCAAGAAGCCGCCGUCGAACGGAUAUCAAAAGUUCUCCCAGGAGAUGUUGUCCAACGGAGAGCUCAACCACCUCCCCAUGAAGGAGAGGAUGACGGAGAUCGGCAGCCGCUGGCAGAGGUUACCCCUGAAGGACAAGGACCGCUACAAGAAGAUCGCGGAGGAGAUGCAGAGGCAGUACAAAGUGCUGCUGGAGCAGUGGCUUGCUAGCGUGUCUUCUCAAGUGAGGAACACGUACAAAGAAUAUAAUUCUCAGAAAAGGAAAAGUACGGCCAAACCAGGUGGACCCAAGGCCAAAGCCAAGAAAUCCGACACAGAGGAAGAGGAGGAGGAAGACGACGACGAAGAUGACGACGACGACGAGGAUCAGGACAGGGCUUCCUCCGACGGCGCCUCCUCCAGCGAGGAUGAAGAGGAAGAAGAGGAGGAGGAAGAAGAUGAUGAUGAGAAUGACAAGGAAGACGAAGACGACGACGACGAAGACGACGACGAGGUGGAGGACAAAGAGAACAAGUCGGAAGACAGCAGCAGCGAGUCGAAUUCGGGGGACUCGUCGGACACCGAAUCGGACUGAAAGCGGGCGCGGCGGCGUCGCCGCGGCGACAGACGGACUGAGCAGCGCUGAGCUGAGCCACAAGGGUCCAUCCAGGGAGCUCUGCCACUGUGCCAACCCCCCCUCUCUCUCUCACCACCUCCCACCACCAGAGGGCGCCCCUGCAAACGCCUCCUCCCAUUUCACAUACCCGCUUUUUUUUUUUUUGUAACAUUUUUCUCAGUUUUUGUCCAAAAUCCCAAAUUUAGUCCCGAGUUAACUCGAGAACUGCAUCCCGCUGGUUUGGCGAUGUUGCAAACUUUUUUUCCCCGCCAUCUUUUUUUUGACAAUUUACGGUUCAGAGUUUUAAUGUGCCGAGCCUCCUGUUUCUUAUUUUAUUGUUGUGUGUGUGUGUGUGUGUGUGUGUGUGUGUGUGUGUGUGUGUGUGUGUGUAUGUAUGUAUGAGCGGUGAACAGGCUUCUCAGAGCCAAAGAACAUAACCAGGUGGGGGAGGGGGUGAGGCCGGGGGGGCGGCUGUGUGUGCGUGUAUGAAAUAAUUGCACUCUUUAGAAUGUCUACUUGUUCAUACUUCUUUUCUCCCUUCUCUUCUUCUUCAAAUUUGGAUUUUAUGGUUUCGUUCUUAAAGAGGUGGUAUUUUUUCAGAAAAAAAACCCAACAAGCCAUGAUGAAUGUCUGUUUUUUUUUUUUUUAAGUCGCUGGAAUAUUCUGAUUUCUUCAGCCGUGUUCUCGUUUAAAAGCUGUUAGUGCCCAUAAAGUUUGCAACCCCUCCUUUUUCACAAAUUAGCUUCAUUUAGCGCCUGUUUUUCUUUUUUUCCGGACACAACAGCCAAUAAAUGUUGCAUAAUUUCCACACUUUAUUGAUUAGAGUUGAAAAGAGAGUGUGCCUUGACAUGGCUUCUUGUCUACAAAAUCUACAAAAGGAAGCAGAUUACACAUUUUUCAUUAAAAAAGCGAGGGUGUUGAAACUCUGUAUGGGCACUGCAAAUAUAUUUUUAUUUCAUAUGAUGUGUCAUAAUACAGUGACACAUUCGGUUAUGUUUGUGUGAAACAAUUCCUCUCGGUUUGCAAGUUUUUGACUUUUAAAACUAUUUUUUUUUUGUUCUGUCCUGACAGAAAUAAACCAGUUUGUUGUGCGACCACAGAGUUUGCAAUGGAAGCUGUUAUUUAAAAGAAAAAAAAAUGGAUUCAAAGUUUAAUUGUUGACCGGAAAUCCUUAUUCAUUUAAGUGUUGUUGGUUGCCCCCGCCCAAAAAUAUGCACUUACAGCAAAUGUGUCCAUUUAGUGUGAGUCUGUGUGUAUGUGCAUAUCACAGCAAUAUCAUGAAUGUACAUACUGUCCAUUUUUUUCCUGCUUUGCUGUGAUUGGUUACCUACACACACACACAUUCAUUAAAGUGGCUGGCUGUAAAAGGGAGCAGAGUUGCCAGUGGAGUUGGGUUAGGGGGGGAGAACAACUUGUAUUUUUUCUUGUAAAUACUGUUUUAAGUUUGUAUGGAGUGCUUCAUGUUUUGUUUAUAUUUUUCAUUUGGCAAAUUCUCACUUGCGACCUCUUGCGUUGUUGUCCUGUCGGUCGCUUGUUUGUUUGUUUUUUUUCCUUCAAAAGAGCAAAAGCUUUACAAGGUUUGUACUGCUGAUCAUUUCACAAAAAGAAAUUUGAUGUUUUCUAUAGCUGAGGGUGUUCUUAUGUACUUGUAGUUCAAGUAUUUGGGCAAAUAAAAAACAAUCUUGGACAGUUAA